AUGCGGGAUCCGGUUCUGCCACCUCAGCUUCAGUAUCCGUCGGAGACUGCUGAGGUGAAAGUAGUUGAGUCUCCGCACCUGCUUCUUGUAAACCGUCCAGAUCUCCGCUCCAUACAACAGCGUCGGCAGGAUGAUCGCCUUGUACAUCUUCAGUUUGGCGCAGAGGUGGAGACCGUGACGAUUCCAGACUGUGCCUUGCAGACGACCGAAGGCUUGGCUGGCUUUGGAAAUCCGGUGGGCCACUUCGUAGUCGAUCUUGGUGGUGAGGGAGCGGGUGCUGCCCAGGUAGGUGAAGUUGUCUACGUCUUGUUGUUGGGUGCCGUUCAUGUUGAUGUGCGGUCCAGUGUAGCCAACGUUGGGUGGCGGUUGAUGCAUAACCACUACCUUCUCCUGUUGAUGACCAGGCCAAAGUUGCCGUAG
Molecule: messenger RNA, 420 nt
Organism: Spirometra erinaceieuropaei
Lineage: Eukaryota; Metazoa; Platyhelminthes; Cestoda; Diphyllobothriidea; Diphyllobothriidae
Source: the annotation of a GenBank genome assembly